AUGGCCGACGAUGAGGACAGAGUUACCAUGCCCUUCAAGUUCGUGACUGGCUUCGAUGCGCGCUUCCCCAACCAGAACCAGACCAAGCACUGCUGGCAGAACUACGUCGACUACCACAAGUGCAUCCUCGCCAAGGGUGAGGAUUUCAAGCCUUGCCGUCAGUUCUUCCUCGCCUACAGAUCCCUCUGCCCCAGUGGUUGGGCCUCGAGAUGGGACGACCAGCGCGAGAACGGCACCUUCCCUAUGAAGCUGGACGAGUAA
Aureobasidium namibiae CBS 147.97 is the source of this 261-nucleotide messenger RNA. Its product is annotated as cytochrome c oxidase, subunit VIb. The transcript has 4 exons. The record is from RefSeq and is a predicted model, not a curated record. NCBI's taxonomy places the organism in Eukaryota, Fungi, Ascomycota, Dothideomycetes, Dothideales, Saccotheciaceae. Gene Ontology annotation, cellular component: respiratory chain complex IV; mitochondrion. Bases 1 to 261 code for a protein of 86 amino acids.